AUGGAUGAGCAGCGGCUCUACUCCGAGCUCCUCUCGAGUAGACGUGUCAGCCAAGACAGCUCCAUAACAUCCAGAGACCAGAGAUACACAGAUCUCUGCUUCCUCAAUGGAAGACAUGUCGGUGGGGUUAAGGAGAUCCUCAAAGUAUUCCUGCCACUGUCCGACCACAUCCCUAGUCGAGGUGAACAGCUCCACACUUCCGCUGCAAACAGUGUCGAUGUGGAGCUGCUUUCCCCUCCUGAGGUGCCGGACAGUCUGAGUUUUUGCUUCUGCAACCGCCCGGGCUGCAGCAAGCUUGGCCCGUCGAUACCCAUCAGCUGCCUCGGGAGUCCUUCCAGCCAACCAAGCCCUGUAGGACUCCUCCUUCAGCUUGAUGGCAUCCCUUACUUCCGGUGUCCACCACCGGGUUCGUGGAUUGCCACCCUGACAGGCACCAAAGACCUUACCACAGAUCACUCAGUCUCCAUGUCUCCAGCCUCCCUCGGGAUCUGGUCAAAGCUCUUCCGGAGGUUCGGAGUGUUUGAGAUCCUCAGUAACCAGAUGAAAGAUGAGUCUGGAAAACUGGACAGCACUCGAGGUCUGCUGUGUGGUUUGGGUGCAGGAGUGAUGGAGGCCGUGCUGGUUGUCUGUCCCAUGGAGACUGUAAAGGUGAAAUUCAUCCAUGAUCAAACUUCAGCAAACCCCAAAUACCGAGGGUUUUUCCACGGCGUGCGAGAAAUCAUCCGAACUCAAGGAAUCAGAGGGACGUAUCAAGGUCUGACCGCAACCGUCCUGAAGCAGGGAUCUAAUCAGGCCAUACGUUUUUUCGUCAUGACCUCGCUCAGAAACUGGUAUAAAGGCGAUAACCCUAAUAAAUCCAUCAACCCCGUGAUCACAGGAACAUUCGGUGCCAUUGCUGGAGCGGCAAGUGUGUUUGGAAACACACCACUGGACGUCAUCAAGACCAGAAUGCAGGGUUUGGAAGCGCACAAGUAUAAAAACACCAUGGAUUGUGCCAUGAAAAUCAUGCGGCAUGAGGGACCAGCAGCGUUUUAUAAAGGCACCGUUCCGCGUUUGGGUCGAGUGUGUCUGGAUGUGGCCAUCGUCUUCAUCAUCUAUGAGGAGGUGGUGAAGAUACUUAACAAAGCCUGGAAGACAGACUGA
This is a messenger RNA of Danio aesculapii, 1143 nucleotides long. Its product is annotated as tricarboxylate transport protein B, mitochondrial. Lineage: Eukaryota; Metazoa; Chordata; Actinopteri; Cypriniformes; Danionidae. The record is from RefSeq and is a predicted model, not a curated record. The coding region runs from base 1 to 1143 and encodes 380 amino acids. The transcript has 10 exons. Gene Ontology annotation, biological process: mitochondrial citrate transmembrane transport.